CCCCCCCCCCCGGUGGAAUAAAAACAGCUGCUGUGCCUGGUGGCCAAGGAGUGAGCGUUGUGGCUCUGAGGUAGGGGGGACCAUGGAGAUCUUCAGCAUUCAGCAGUUGGUAAGUGGCGAACGACAUGACGAGAAAGGGAGAGGUUUUGAAGUGCUGGCAGGAAGCGCGGCCAGGGAGCCAGGGAGAUGGCGGUCAGGCCCGGCAGGCGUGUGGGAAGCAGUCAGCAAGGAAAAGCAGAAGGCAGAAGAUGCGAAGAAGAAAAAGCUUGAGACACUCGGCAAUUCCAGGCUGAAGCUAGACAGCCUGCAGGACUUGGAGGCGAUUGUCAAGCUUCGCAAGAAUAAGAAGAGGUUGAAGAAAGUGGUCCGCCCCAAAGAACGGGAGCCAGAAGUGAUGACAGAGCCUGUGGGUCCAGUGCAGUUUCUCCAAGCAGCACUGGAGAACCGGAUUCCUGUGAUUGAGAAAUACCUGGCAGAUGGAGGGGACCCCAACGCUCACGACAAGUUCAGAUGUACAGCCCUGCACCGGGCCUGCUUGCGGGGCCAUGCAGAGAUCGUGGACAAGCUGUUGGACGCUGGGGCCAAGCUGGAACCAAGAGACAUGCUGGACGCGACCCCUGUGCUCUGGGCCUGUCGUGGGGGGCACCUGGAGAUCCUCAAGCGCUUGAUGGGCAGGGGAGCCAAGAUCUCCACACGGGACAAGCUGUGGAGCACCCCCCUGCACGUGGCCGUCCGGACAGGGCACAGUGACUGCGCCGAGCACCUCAUUGCCUGCGGGGCAAACAUCAAUGCGCAAGACAAGGAAGGAGACACGCCCCUUCACGACGCAGUCAGGCUGGGACGCUUCAAGGCUGUGAAGACACUGCUGAUGUACGGGGCAAACCUGGCCAUACAGAAUGAGGAGGCGGUGACUCCAGUGGACCUGGUGAAAGACUGGCAGAUGGGCAUCCGAGAGACACUGCAGGCCUGUGCCAACCGGCAGCGAGGCCCCUUCAGGAGCUGCUGAGAGUGGGGGAUCUUGGGUGGUGGGGUGCUGGCUCUGUGAGCUGACAUUCCCCCCGACCCCUCUACCAGCUGGGGACCAACUCACCCCCCUUGCCCUUCAGCAGAUAUGCCCCCACCCCGUCAUGACUCUGGUGCCAGCGGGGCACCAGGGACUUAUUUGGUACCCUCGGGGUGAGAGAUUGUCCCUGAGGCCUCCCUCUUUUGUCUCAACAGGCUUUGAGGGUCAGUUUUCUGCUCCUCGGAGUGGGCUGGGAGCCAGCCAUGCAGGGCCUGUCCCCACUUGCUCUUCCUGGUGGAGCUGACAAAUUCCCUCCCUCUUGUGGCUCUCUGUGGAGGCUGUCACCCGAGGAGAAACUAAGGCACAAGAGAUGGCACUUGGAAACCUUGUGGCUGUGAUCUGGGGCGUGUGUGGGAAUGAUGGUCUUUCUUCGGAAACAGGGAAAUCCGCUGUCCUCUCUGGCCAGCGAGAAGGGUGGAGGGGAAAAAAGGCUUUUAUUACAGGGAGGUGGGUAGAUGCACAGCCCCUUCGGGAACUCCCAAAGCAGCUCUAUCAGGCAGGGCAAGCAGGAGGUGAGGGGAAUGCUGUGGCCGUGGUCCUGCUGCGCAGGAACACCUAGGAGGGGGGCUGCAGGGCUAGUCCCCCCCACCCCGCCAGACACUAGGCAAAGGACAGGAUGGCACACCAGCCUCAUUCUGCUCCCAGAAGCUGGUUGUUAAUGGCAGUCAACUCUCACUUCAGUGCUGGUGAUGGGCGGCACGCAAGCUUAGAGGGUGCAGGGCAGGCCAUGGGGCACACAGCUUUUCUUCCAAUGCUCCACUGCUCCGCCUGGGCCUGUUGCAGGGCAUUAGCUGCAGCAAUGGGUAAGCAGCGCAGUGCAUUGAACUCACCUGCUGGAGCAGCCAGCCAGGGCGCUCGCAGGUGAGGGUGUGUUGAGGCAUUGGGAAGAGACAAAGUAGCCAGCCAGCCACACCACCAGCAUCGUCACCGGGAGCUCAGGAGGAAUGUCUGGGGAGGGCAGGAGCUGCCCCUCUUGUACUGCGCCCCCUCCCCAUCUACUGCCUAGACAGCCUCCUCACUCUGCCGCAUGAUAGGGGGACAGAGAACUGCCCUUCCCAAGCGCCUUUCACUUCUUAACAGUUCUGUUGGGGCUGAGAGUCCAAGGAGGCCUUGGAGGAAAAGGCAGACAGCUUCUGCCUUUCACAGAUCCUGGAGGCCACUUCUGGAGCUUAGUUGCAGCCCUCCCUGGUUCAAUGGUGAGGACUGGAAGCAACUUCCUUGUAGACUGGGGAGCCAUGCCUGAGACACUUAGGCCAUGGCUGGUUAUGAGCCAAACCUCUGCUGGUCUCCAAAAGCAGAAACAAGGAUCCUCUCAGCUGCCUUAAUUUCCCCUUCGAGGCAUGAGGGAAGCACCCCAGCUCUUUCCUGUCAAGCAUCCUUGUGCCUGUUCCCUUGGGAGACGCCCUGGGGUGGGGCUUUGCACAUGCCACAAAGGGCAUAACCUCUUUGCUCCCAGCCCUUAAAAGGUGCCAGCGACUGCCUCCUCCUUGCCAUUCCCAGCCACUGCUGUGGAGCCACAUGCCUCCAGGCAGGGCCCUCUCAUUCCUUGUCUGUUGGAGAAGCAGGAUCUUGGCACUGCUGGUUCAGGCCAUGACCCCCCAACCAAAACAUGAUCCUCAAAGGAUUUAUUCUCUGAUGCAAAAUGGAUCUCAAGUGCUGCAGGUUCCAGAGUUUGCACACUGCUGGCACAGCUGUUCUUGGCAUCAUCCCCUUACUGUUCUUGUUGUUUCUGGAGUGUGCAGAGCAGCUCCCUGACUUUCUGCUAACUGACCUUCACCGUGGAACUGGGUUUCACGUUCUCUAUACCUGACAUACAUACAUGUUGAUGGAUUUUUUCCAAGGUAAUCAGUGAAAGAGCCCCAGAGCCAGGAUGGACAUUGCCCUUCAGUGUCUGGUUACCACAAUGGUCUACCUUGUUGACCUUGCUGUCUGGUACAUGGGUCACACUGGACUUUUAAUACAUGUCUGUGCCCCUUCCGUGGGACGCGGGUGGCACUGUGGUCUAAACCACAGAGCUAGGGCUUGCUGAUCGGAAGGUCGGCAGUUCGAAUCCCCACGAUGGGGUGAGCUCCC
Molecule: messenger RNA, 3136 nt
Organism: Podarcis muralis (Common wall lizard)
Lineage: Eukaryota; Metazoa; Chordata; Lepidosauria; Squamata; Lacertidae
Gene: ANKRD23
Product: ankyrin repeat domain 23
Biological process (GO): regulation of transcription by RNA polymerase II
Cellular component (GO): nucleus
Molecular function (GO): RNA polymerase II-specific DNA-binding transcription factor binding
Source: RefSeq, a predicted model, not a curated record